Strongylus vulgaris is the source of this 306-nucleotide messenger RNA. The record is from the annotation of a GenBank genome assembly. Lineage: Eukaryota; Metazoa; Nematoda; Chromadorea; Rhabditida; Strongylidae.
AUGAGCUCGCGGAAACAGGAGCAAGCUCGUCAGAGACGAAGGGAGGCAAGAAUUUCGUACACAGCAGAAAUGGGAGAAGUUAGUUCAGCGAAGGUGCCGGAGAAGGAGGAACGAGCUCAGAUAGUCGAGGAUUUCUCACCUCAUGUCACAUUUUAUUCCGUGCGAAGAUCAUAUCCGGAUAGUUAUUAUCCAAGAGCUAAUUCGUUACCGCCUCCUUCCGCGAGAAUGCAGAGGAAGAGACACCGUUCUGAACACAGAACCCCGAAUCAAAUUGACGUGCCUCGUUUGAAAUUGCACAGAAAGUAA